Xenia sp. Carnegie-2017 is the source of this 501-nucleotide messenger RNA. RefSeq names its product serine/threonine-protein kinase/endoribonuclease IRE1-like. Gene Ontology annotation, molecular function: protein serine/threonine kinase activity; ATP binding; RNA endonuclease activity. NCBI's taxonomy places the organism in Eukaryota, Metazoa, Cnidaria, Anthozoa, Malacalcyonacea, Xeniidae. Gene Ontology annotation, cellular component: IRE1-TRAF2-ASK1 complex. The record is from RefSeq and is a predicted model, not a curated record. Gene Ontology annotation, biological process: intrinsic apoptotic signaling pathway in response to endoplasmic reticulum stress; protein phosphorylation; IRE1-mediated unfolded protein response. The transcript is spliced from 3 exons. Bases 1 to 501 code for a protein of 166 amino acids.
AUGCUUAGACAAAUUUUAAAUGGAUUAUCUGAUCUUCAUAAUGGUCCAAAUUCUAUUCUUCAUCGGGAUUUAAAGCCUUCUAAUGUUCUUCAAGACGUGAAAGGCAAAUUUAUGAUAGCUGACUUUGGCCUUAGUCGAAUAUUGAAAAGUAAAUCAACACAUCAAAGCAGUCCUGGUACAGGCAGUUAUGGUUGGUCCGCUCCUGAAUGCUUGGGUGAUGGUCGUUACAAGAAAGAGUCUGAUAUAAUGAGUUUAGGAAUGGUGGCUUAUUAUGUUGCAACAAAAGGGGAACAUGCUUUUGGAACUGAAGAGAAUAGAUUGAAAAACUUAAUAAAUGGAAACCCUGUUGGCUUAAAAAAAAUCGAUGAUGCUCAACUUGAAGAUCUUCUUUCAUGGAUGCUACAGUAUGAGCCUGAACUCAGGCCAUCAGCCAACGUGGCGUUAAAACAUCCUUAUCUACAAUCCAAUGAGGAAAAUUGGACUGUCCCACAGAAUGGAUGA